Messenger RNA from Hyphopichia burtonii NRRL Y-1933, 2421 nucleotides. RefSeq lists its product as uncharacterized. NCBI's taxonomy places the organism in Eukaryota, Fungi, Ascomycota, Pichiomycetes, Serinales, Debaryomycetaceae. The record is from RefSeq and is a predicted model, not a curated record. The annotation marks the transcript as partial. The transcript has a single exon.
CAUUUACAUCCCUCAGUAUCACAAUUGGUUAGUGGAUUCAUCAAAUACUUAAAAGAACCAAGAUAUCAAUCUCCAUUAACUUUGUCCGAACUAUCCCGAUUAUUUCAAAGCUUUUAUCAGGAUUUAAAUUCAUUAAUCAUUAAUAUUUACACUCAAUCUAAUUCAAAUAAACGAAAUUUAUUAUCAAAUUCCCAAUAUUUUGGAGAGAAUCCUAAAGAUUUUGAUUAUUUACUAGCAAUUGCUAAUUACUCAUCCUCAUCAAUUAAAUUAUCGAAAAGAAGUGAUCCAGAAGCAAAUCUUCAAUUAAGAGUAUUCAAUUUUUACAAAUUCUUAAUCAUUUUUGAAUCAAUUGAAAGAGCACAGUUUGAUUUAUUCAACUCUUGUAAUAAUCCUAGUGAUGAUCAUGAAAUUAUAUUAUAUAAUAAAAUUUUCAAAUUUGAUGAAAAAGAUAUAGCAAUUCAAUCAAUUUUAGAUGAGAAAUUAAGUUUAUUGAAAAAUCUAAACUUACCCUUUACUAGUUUAAGUGAAGGUAACGAUGAAUCAAUUGACAAAUUGAAUGAGUUUUUCAAAAAAUUAUCUCCUUCUUCGUCAAUCUUAUCAAAGAUUACUAAGAAAUUUAAUCAAUUAAAUGAUCAAAUCACACCCUUUGCUAAAUUGAAAUGUAUUGUUAAGAUUCAAAAAUACCUUAUUAUACUAUUAUCAGAAAUUUAUGAUAAUGACUUAUCCAAAAUCAAUAACGAUAUUUUAUUACCUUCUUUGAUCUAUAUCAUCAUCCAUUAUUCAAAUUCAAAUAAUCUUUAUCUUAAUUUCACUUUUAUUCAAAAUUUUAUCAACUUGAUUGAUCCUUAUAAAGUUGAUGCAUCAAUUUUCACCUUGAACUCUUCAUUUUCUUCCUAUAAACCCAAUAAUUAUCGUUUUAAAAAGCCUUCUCCUUCAAAUACUUCUUUAAACCAAUCAAGUAAUCAAGCUUCCAAAAAAUUAUCUAAUAAUCUAUAUCAGUUGUUGAAUCUUAAUGAAUCAAGUGAUUUUAACCAAGAAGAAGAAGAUCGUGGAAUUGAUUUCUUUAAUAAUGAUAAAGACUUGAUCAAUUACAUUCAAGCAAACUAUUUAAAUAACGGGGAGUUGUAUUAUUACCUAACUAAUUUCGAAGCAAUCUUGUUUUUCUUACAAAAUGUUACAAUCGAUGAAUUACCUGACAUUGAUUCAAAUGAGGAGAUUUUGAUUAAACCAAUUCAUAAAUUGGUGGAAGACGAAAUUGUGACUGAUCAGCCAAAGUCAGUCAAAUCUUCAGAUGAUUUGAAAAAAGUCAUGAUGGAAGAAUUUGAUGAAACCAGAUCGAGGUCUUCUUCCUUGUUGAAUACUAUAAGUACUAAAUUUAAUGAUGCGACCAGCUUUUCAACAAAUCGUUCAAGAUCAAAUUCUGCAUCCAUCUUUAAUAAUAAAAAUGGUAGUAAAGAAGUUUUCCCUUCAACUGGUUAUGAAAAUAAUAACACCAACAAUAACUUUGAAAAUUCAAUAAUGGCCUCGCCUAUACUAUCAAAUGAUUCUAAUACUGAUGAAAACUCAAGUUUAACAGUUAUGAAAAAUAUUUUAAAUCGCUUUAGUUCAGUUAGUGUGCUGCAAUUCAGACCAACCAUUGACGGUGCUUUGAAUGAUUUGAAUUCCAAUGAAUCUAACCAUAGAAGAUCUAGUUCCUUGAUUAAUAAAUUAUCACCAAAUCAUUCGAGAACUAGAUCGUCUUCUUUAGAACAAAUGAUUUCAAAUAAUCCUCUAUUCAAUGCAACUUCAACAUCAUCUGCAUCCAAUCCCACUUCUGGUAGAAAUAAUUCAACUUCAAGUACCAAUAGUACUACCAAUGAUAAAAGAAAUUCAAUAACUUCAAAAUUUACUUCUGGAGUAUCUGAAUUCAUGACUAAAUUAAAUUCUCCAGUAACUCAAAAUCCUCCUAAUAUCAUCCAUACUAAUCCAAAAGGUCACAAAUCUUCUUCUUCUUUACAUUCUUUACCGGAAAAUGAUGAUAAUGAUAAUCAAUCAAUUGGUAGCUCAACCAUUAUUCAAAAACGCCCAGAAUAUAAUCAUAGAAAUCGUACCUCAAGCUUACAAAUCAUGGAUAAAUGGUUUAAUAAUCUAUCUACUAACACAACUUCUAAUUCCCCUAAUAAAAACGAGAAAUUGAAAACUUCCACUGAUUCUCCAAAUGCUACCGUGGUCGAUAACACCGAUGGUAUGGCUGACAGUGAAUCUAACGAAGUCUCGUUAUUUUCAAAUUCUUACCGUGAAUUAACAAAGUACCAAAAUAUCGAUUUCGAUUCUUUGACAAUUUCUGAUUUAAGAAAUUUGAAAAAUUAUUACGAUCAAUUAUGUAACGACCUUAAUGUCAAUAAGUUGGAACUGAAGACCAGCGACGAAGAUAAUGACGAA